CUUCAUUCUUAGUGCUCAGGCUGGUCACAACUUUUCUUAGUUCUUCAGCUUGUUCACUUGUCAUAUUGACAGUGAUCGUGGCUAGUCCUAGGACAUAGUAUUUCCAGACGCACUUCACAUAUAAUUUAGAUUUCCGUAUUAUAUAUGUUUCUCUGGCAUUUUCGGCCGGUAAAAUGGAUUCAAGACAUACGGUGAAGGGAAAGAAGAAGUUGGUUCUUUCAGCCAGGAGAAUGAAAAGGCGGCUACCACCAGAAUUUCAUGCUAACAGACGUAGAAGGAUUGAAGAACAAACCUUAUCGCUCGAAGCGCCUUCAUCUUCCCAGGCUGACAGUGUUUCAGCAGAUGCCAUUUCUGUAUCCACUGAGAACUUUCAACCCAGUGCAACGUCAACUCCUAAAGGAAAGAAGAGAAGACCACACAACAGAAAAGUACCAGUGCAUUUGAUGAAAUGGAGAUUACAGCAAAAGAAAUCUAAAGAAGAAGAAAAAUCUGGGCCAUCAACAUCUUCUUCCACCUUAGAGUCAAAUCUAAAAAAAAGCGUCCUUGAUGGCACCUCUGAUUUUGCUACAAUUGUGCCACCAUUCCCCUCAAUUGGUCUACAACCAGCUUUGAACCAUGAGAUUGAUACCACCUCAACGCGAAAUAGUGGAGUUUCUUACGUGGAGAGUAACGUCUGUGAUACUUUACUAACAAGAUAUGAUGAGUAUCCAGAUCUAAUAGUUGAGCCGGAUGGAAGACCACCCAAAGACGAUUUUAAUAUUAUUUCUGGCCGAUUUAUUGUGGACGGCAAACAUCUUGUGCAAGAAUUGAGAUCUUUGGACUACCAUAGAUACGAGUGUGAAAAAAGUGAUAAUGGUUAUAUGACACUGGUGUCUUCAACUUCAAAAUCAUCAGAAUGGACAAUGAAGUUCGUUGUAUGGACAGCUCCACGAACCAGCUGCCAUAAUUGCAUUUCACGAAAUGGAAGAAAUUCAAGUUCAGCCUUGCGGUUUGUUGUUGACAAAGAACAUGACUUCUUGGCGGCUUCACCUGACGGACUGGUCGGAGGUGAUAAUCUGAUUGAGGUGAAAUGUUGGAAGUCUGCUGAAAACCUCACUAUCAGCGAAGCCGUGAUCAAAGUGAAAUCAUUCUGCUUGGAAAAACUACGUUGUGGAAACGUCCGUCUCAAGAAAAACCACAAUUAUUAUUACCAGGUGCAAGGGCAACUACAUGUAGCUGAGAAAAAAUCUGUUAUUUUGUAGUAUGGACA
This is a messenger RNA of Nilaparvata lugens (brown planthopper), 1249 nucleotides long. RefSeq lists its product as uncharacterized. The coding region runs from base 174 to 1241 and encodes 355 amino acids. Lineage: Eukaryota; Metazoa; Arthropoda; Insecta; Hemiptera; Delphacidae. The record is from RefSeq and is a predicted model, not a curated record. The transcript has 6 exons.